AAUCACUAUAACAACAACGAAUAUGUAAACAUACAAGAAACCUGAUCCUUUAUCCAUUGAUUACUAAUAAAAUCCAGAAAACCGGAAAAUAUUUAUAUUUUCCAAGAAAAAAUGUAAAAUUAAGUGAAUUUUAGUUGAGAAAACCAACAAGAACUAUGCGCGGCAUAUUAAAGUGGAUAGAUAAAGUUGAAUUCCCCAAUGUGAAGAAUGAAGACAUCAGUGUACAUAGUGUGUGCUAUAGUCCAGAUGGUUCUCAGCUAAUAGUUGCAGCAAGAGAGAGAGUUCUGGUUUAUGAUCCUCAAGAUGGAACGCUGCUAAAUACCUUAAAAGCUCAUAAGGAUGUAGUAAAUUGUUUAUCAUAUGCCAGAGAUGGGAAAAAAUUUGCUAGCGGAGCGGCUGAUAAGACGGUUAUCGUUUGGUCGCCCGAACUGGAGGGUUUACUUAAAUAUUCUCAUGGCGAUUCCGUUCAGUGCAUGAGCUUCAACCCCAUAUCCCACCAUUUAGCCUCUUGUUCCAUCUCGGAUUUUGCCUUUUGGUCGUCGGAUCAAAAAGCUGUUCAAAAGUACAAGAUACAUUCCCGCGUAAAUGCUUGUUGUUGGACCAAUGAUGGACAAUAUCUUAUUAUGGGUCUUGCUAAUGGCUCCAUUACGAUACGCAAUAAAUCUGGUGAAGAAAAAGGACGUAUUGAUCGUCCUGGUGGUAACUCAAGUGCAGUAUAUGGGGUAAAAUGUUGUCCUGCAACCGCGGAACCAAAUUCCGAUAUCAUAGCUGUAGCAGAUUGGAGUCAAACUUUAUCAUUCCACACUCUGAGUGGGCAAAUGGUGGGCAAGGAGAGAUCCAUAGGAUUCGAUGCUUUAUGUCUAACCUACCUACCCAAUGGAGAGUACUGCCUGUUGUCAGGCUGUACUGCAAGCGUACAUUGUUUUACACGAGAAGGAGUUCGACUGGGUACUCUUGGUGAUAACUUGGACAUUUCGUGGAUUUGGUCGGUGGAUGUACAUCCAAAUGGUCAAACUUAUACCAUAGGUUGUCAAAAUGGUACCUUGGCUACCUACACCAUAACAUACUCAACUGUGCACGCUUUGUAUCGCGAACGCUAUGCUUUUCGGGAGCAUAUGUGCGAUGUUAUAAUACAGCAUUUAAUAUCGGGUCAAAAGGUACGAAUAAAAUGUCGUGAUUUGGUUCAAAAAAUUGCAAUAUAUCGUGAAAAGCUGGCAGUGCAGUUACCAGAAAGAGUUGUCCUUUAUGAAUUGAGUUCAUCCUCUGAACAGCCCAUGCAUUAUAAGGUGAAAGAGAAGAUACAAAAGAAAUUCGAUUGCAGCCUCUUAGUUGUGUGUGCACGUCAUAUUGUUUUGUGUCAAGAUCGAAGACUACAAUGUUUGGAUUUCAAUGGUACUUUGCAAAGAGAAUGGCUAAUGGAUUCAUUUAUACGUUACAUUAAAGUUAUUGGAGGUCCAGCUGGUAGAGAAGGUUUAAUGGUUGGACUAAAAAAUGGAAAGGUCUUUCGUAUUUUUUUGGAUAACUCCCUGCCAUUGUUAAUUACAUCAGCAGUUUCAGCAGUCCGCUGUCUGGAUGUUAAUGCAAAUCGUUCCAAAAUAGCUGUAGUUGAUGACGGUGGGCGUUUGGUGGUACGCGACAUCAAUAACGAUGUUCUGCUGUAUCAAGACAGCGGUGUUAAUUCGGUAACUUGGAAUACCCAUUUGGAUUCAAUGUUGUGUUAUACUCACACCACAGGCGGGUUAUCGGUACGAGUUGGAAAUUUACCACCAAGAGCACCACAACAAAUGCUUGGUGUAGUGGUGGGCCUUUGUGGCGCAACUGCAUUUUGUUUGCGCGGCAAUGUUAUGCAUAAUGUGCCAUUAGCCUUAGGAGCCACUAUGUGGCAAUUCAUAGAAGCUGGUCUGUUUGACGAAGCCUACCAAGUAGCCUGUCUGGGUAUUACUGCUGCCGAUUGGGAAGGCUUAGCCAAAUCGGCAUUGGAAGCCUUACAUUUGAAUAUUGCUCGAGAUGCAUAUGUUAAAAUACGUAAUUUGCCUUGGCUGCAGGUUAUAGCCGAUCUAAUGGAGAAGCAAAAACGUGGUCAAUUACCCAAAGAGGUAUUGCAAGCAGAGAUAUGUGCAUUUUCGGGUAAACACAAAGAGGCUGCUAGAUUUUUUGAAAAAUGCAAUAUGGGCCAAAAGGCUUUGGAAAUGUACACCGACUUGAGAAUGUUUGAUUUGGCCCAAGAUUUUAUACGAGAUGGCAGUGCCGAAGAGAAGAAAGCCCUGGUACGCAAGCGUGCAGAAUGGGCAUAUUCUGUUAAAGAACCCAGAGCAGCAGCCGAGUUAUUGCUAAGCGUGGGAGAACAUCAAAAGGCCAUUGAAAUUGUCUCAGAGCAGGGAUGGGCAGAUGUCUUGUACGAUAUUGGACGACGCUUAAGUCAAAGUGAUAAGGAAUCAUUGGAAUUGGUUGCUUAUAACUUAAAACGGCUGAAAGCAUUGCCACUUGCCGCUGAAGUAUUCAAAAAACUAGGCAACGAAGCAGAAGUCGUUCAGUUGCACGUAGAGGCUCAUGAUUGGUCAGAGGCUUUUUUAUUGGCUGCGGAUAUGCCAGAGCUCUUGCCGAUUGUUCACUACCAGCAUGCCCAGUGGUUAGCAGAAAACGAUAAAUUUAUAGAAGCCCACGAGGCCUAUUUAAAAGCGGGUCGUAUUAAGGAUGCCAAUAGACUGCUAAAGCAUUUGAGCAAUUCAGCAAUAGAAGAGGAACGUUUUUCGGAUGCCAGUUACUUUUACUGGUUACUCUCCAAGCAGUAUUUGGAUAUAUAUUAUGAGAAGGAAUCUCAAAAUCCCAUCGAUUUUCAUUUGAAGGAAUAUCAUGCACAUUUACGAAUAGCUAAAAUUUACUACGCUUACAGUGUGGUUUAUAAUUAUAUGAAAGAACCUUUUACAACAUAUUCGCCUGUGAGUUUAUUUAAUGUAUCCAGAUUUAUACUCAAUGAGGUGGAGUACAAAGGAGCCCCAAAAGGCGUUAGUAUGUUUGCUGUUCUCUUUACUUUGGCCAAGCAAUCGAAAUUUUUGCAGGCGAACAAAUUGUGUCUGGUGGUCAAUAAGAGGCUGCAAUCCCUUAAACCACCAGCUGGAGUUCAAGAACAAAUUGAUAUCAACUAUUUAAACAGCAAAGCAUGUAAAAGUGGCUUCAAUGACCCCGAAGAGACCUUACCCUUGUGCUAUAAAUGCUCAAAUUACAGUCAACAUUUGAAUGCAAAUGCUUGCCCCACCUGUAGACAGGAUUAUAUUUUCUCUUUUAUAUCAUUCGAAAUUUUACCCCUAGUUCAAUUUUAUCCUGAAAUGGAUAUAACGGAUAGUGAAGCCGAACGAUUGUUGUUGGCGCCACCCAAAUCAAACGAGGACCAAGAUCCUUUUAAUGAGGAUACUGCAAGUGCCUUACCUCUAAGUUUAGAUCGUAGUGCCUUACGAGCUAUAGAUCCCAAUCAUGUGCUGAUUUUAAAACGCCGUGCACAACCUAAUAGUAAAUUUAUAUUCUACCGCAAUAUAUUGCCUGAUCUCCAGAUUACCUAUUGCCCCGAAUGUCUGUUGGUUUUCUAUGCCGAAGACUUCGAAUUGCAAGUUUUGCAAAAAGGAUUUUGCCCUUUUUGUCGCACGGUAUCUGACAAACUAUUCGAAGAGUAUUAACAAAACUAAAAUUAAUAGUGUAAAUUAUUUAUUUAUUUAUUUUUCUAAAUGUGUCGUUUUUUUAUAAAAAAAAAUAAAGAAUGUUUUACUACUUCUA
This is a messenger RNA of Stomoxys calcitrans (stable fly), 3768 nucleotides long. RefSeq names its product intraflagellar transport protein 122 homolog (gene Oseg1). The transcript has 15 exons. Gene Ontology annotation, molecular function: protein binding. Gene Ontology annotation, biological process: non-motile cilium assembly; intraciliary retrograde transport; protein localization to cilium. The record is from RefSeq and is a predicted model, not a curated record. Bases 156 to 3671 code for a protein of 1171 amino acids. Gene Ontology annotation, cellular component: non-motile cilium; intraciliary transport particle A. Lineage: Eukaryota; Metazoa; Arthropoda; Insecta; Diptera; Muscidae.